Molecule: messenger RNA, 2208 nt
Organism: Camponotus floridanus (Florida carpenter ant)
Lineage: Eukaryota; Metazoa; Arthropoda; Insecta; Hymenoptera; Formicidae
Exons: 5
Coding region: 1-2208 (735 amino acids)
Source: RefSeq, a predicted model, not a curated record
AUGGGCGGCGCCCAUAACUACUCUACAGGAUUAAAUGACGCACUUGACGCGGAGGAUUAUCCAAUCCCAGGGAUAGAGGAACUUAUGGCAAAACUUCGAGGAAGUUCUAUCUUCUCACAACUAGAUUUAUUUGAUGCUUAUUUCCAUCUAAAACUGGAUGAGGAAAGUAAGAAGCUAACUACAAUAAAUACUCAUCGAGGUUUAUUUGCUUACAAUCGGUUGGUUUUUGGGUUAAAACCAGCUCCUGCAAUUUUCCAACGUACGUUGGAACAGGCACUUACAGGUAUUCCAGGCGUACUGGUCUAUCUUGAUGAUAUUCUGAUUUAUGGUCAGGAACGCACAGAGCACGAUACGCGUUUACACGCCGUGCUAAACCGCUUGCAAGAAUGGGGUUUUCGACUCCAAAAGGAAAAAUCUAAAGGUAUCGAGCCUGACCCAGCACGUCUUCGACCUAUUCGAACAAUGCGAGUUCCAACGAAUGCAAAAGAGAUACGCUCGCUUUUAGGUCUGAUUAAUUACUACGGGAAAUUUGUACCAAAUUUGCAUCGACUCAAAGCACCAUUCAAAGCUUUGAUCAAGAAAGAUGUACCUUUCGUGUGGACAGCAAAAAUGAAGAAAACGUUUGAGGAUAUUAAAAAUAUUCUUACUGGACCACUUCUACUAGCGCAUUACGAUCCCAGACAAACUCUGAUCGUUGCAGCAGACGCUAGUUCGAUCGGAAUUGGUGGCGUCUUGUUACAGCGCGCCCCAGACGGCCAGGUAAAAGCAGUCUUUCACAUGUCAAAAGCAUUGACAAAGACUCAACAGAAUUACAGUCAAAUCAAAAAAGAAGCUUUAGCAUUAGUCACUGUUGAACCAAAUCGCUUGAAACGAUGGGCUCUUCGACUAAUUGGGUACGACUUUGACAUAGAAUAUGUCAACUCCGAAAAAUUUGGUCAAGCGGACGCUUUUUCAAGGUUAAUACAGGAUGUAAAACAAGACGUAAUAGACGCCGACCUCGAAGAAGUUGUAGCUGCGCUACAGGAAGCAGAUACAGAGCUACAACAGAUUGUCAACGAAUCAGUACAGUUCUUACCUUCAACGGCUCGACAAGAGCUCCAGAGCGCAACAUUCAGCGAUGGAAUUCUCGCUGAGGUUAUUGAUCGUCUACAAAACAGAUGGCUCAAAUCGGACGUAACUGACAAGGAGUUAAUGCCAUAUUAUCGUCGUCGCGAUUAUUUAGCCAUAGUUGAUAAUACAUUAGUUCUAGAUGAGAAACUAAUAAUUCCUAAACAUCUACAAUCUACUGUACUGAAGCAACUACACAUUGCACAUCCAGGUAUCCGCCGGAUGAUACAGCUUGCUCGACGUUAUUUCUAUUGGCCAGCGAUGCAUGAUGACAUCGAGAGAUACGUAAAAGAAUGUAAUCAUUGCGAUCGCACAGCAAGCAAUCCAGUAAAAGAACCAUUACAUCCAUGGCCAAAUCCAGAGAAAUCAUGGUCACGCCUUCACAUUGAUUUCGCAGACCUGAUAUAUGGACAAUGGGUACUCGUCAUUGUCGACAGCUACUCCAAAUUCUCAAAGUUCACAGUUAGAAACGGAAUUAAACAAUUUUGUUACGCAUACAACUACACACCCAGUGAUGCGGUACCAGAUCAUAAGUCUUCGGCAGAAAUAUUCUUUGGACGUAAGCUUAGAACUCCAUUAGAUAUUUUUACUGCAACCGAAAAACCUAAUCUAAAUCUUACUUCUCAGCAGAAACAAAUGAAACAGCAAUUCGACGCUCAUCACGGCGCAAGGCCACGUUCAUUUGUUAUAGGACAAUCAGUACUAAUUCAACUCUCCAAUGGACAGCGUAUUCCUGGUAAAAUUGUUAGGCUGAUAGAGAAAGCACUCGCUCGCGUCAGCUUUGAAGGAGGAUUCAUUACUAGACAUUUCAAUCAAAUAUGGAAUCGUCCAAAGAGACAGGAAAAGAAAUCCAAUACGAUUAGCGAAGAUCUACUAUCCUCCGGGAAAGAAUCAGCACGGAUUCAAUCAGAUCCAGUACUUCACACUUCGCUAGGAGAAAGACAGGAGGCAGAACCUCUCAACAACGGGACCACACAACCAGUAGCAUCUGCUCGUCGUUCUGAAAAUCCUUCCGGGGCCACACAACCUCCAGUAGCAGCGGCUCGUCGUUCUAAGCGUCUUUCGCAUCAAAUUCGAUCAGAUUACAAGGCAUUAGGAUGA